CUCUCUCUCUCUCUCUCUCACUCACCCUCCCCUCCUCCUUUUCUCUGUGUGCGUAAGGACAUAGCUAAAGCUCGGGGCACAAAGAGAGCGCGUGGCCCCGCGCCCCCACCGCCACACCGCACGCGACUGAAUGGGAUAUUAACACCCAGUACACACCUACACACACCACGCCAACCCACGGACAGGAUACACGCACACACACCCGUGCAAAAACGGUGGCACCAAAAUGGAGCUGGAACAUUUUGAUGGGCGCGACAGAGGUCAGAGGUCAAGGCGAGGGCUGCCCCCAAGCCCAGCGCACAGUGCCCACUGCAGUCUGGGCCGCGCACGCACACUCCAAGCCCUCAGCUCUGAGAAGAAAGCCAAGAAAGUGCGUUUUUACCGCAACGGUGACCGACACUUCAAAGGCAUCGUGUAUGCAAUCUCUCGGGACAGAUUUAGGUCUUUUGAUGCUCUUCUGGCUGAUCUAACACGAUGCCUGUGUGACAGCCUCAACCUUCCACAUGGCGUCCGCAGUUUAUUCACCAUCGACGGGUCUGCCAAGAUUACCAGCAUGGAGCAGCUGGAGGAAGGUGAGAGUUACGUCUGUGUAUCAAUAGAACCGUUUAAGAAGCUUGACUACACCAAGAACGUCAAUCCCAACUGGUCAGUCAACGUGAAGACUUUGGCAUCUUCUCGGGUACCCACCUCACUGGCCAGUGCCAAAUCCAGCUCACUGGAAACCAAGGAAAGCAAAGACUUUAUCCGGCCCAAGUUGGUGACCAUCAUCAGAAGCGGCGUGAAGCCUCGCAAAGCCGUCCGUAUUCUCCUCAACAAGAAGACGGCACACACUUUUGAGCAAGUUCUCAGUGAUGUCACGGAUGCCAUCAAGCUCGACACGGGGGCUGUGAAGAGACUCUACACGGUAGACGGCAAAAUGCUGACGUGUCUGCAGGACUUCUUCGGGGAGGAUGACAUAUUCAUCGCAUGUGGACCAGAGAAGUUCCGUUACCAGGAUGACUUCCUGCUGGAUGAAAGCGAAUGCAGGAUGACGAAAUCGCAGUCUUACGGGCGGCUCUCGUCUCUGCAGGGUCGCUGUUCUCCUCGCAGUGGAGGUGGCUCAUACAGAAGCAAGUCUCCGGUUUCCAACAGCUCAGCUAAUGGAACAGCAGGCAGUCAACUGUCUACGCCUCGCUCAGGCAAGUCCCCGAGUCCGUCUCCCACCAGUCCGGCCAGCCUCAGGAGACGGCGGAGCUCCCAGCACAGCGGCUCGUCUCUCUCUCUGGCUUCUACUAAAGUGUGCAGUUCCAUGGAUGAAGGUGAUGGUCCUGCUAGUGAAGCUGAAGUGGUGGAGGAAGGCCCUCAAGUUCCUGCCUCUAUAACUGAGAGAUACAAGGUGGGGAGGAUGAUUGGAGAUGGAAACUUUGCAGUGGUGAGAGAGUGUGUGGAGAGAUCCACGGGCCGAGAGUACGCGCUCAAAAUCAUCAACAAGGGCAAAUGCAGAGGCAAGGAACACAUGAUCCAGAAUGAGGUGUCUAUUCUGAGGAGGGUGAAACACCCCAACAUAGUCCUGCUGAUCGAGGAGAUGGACACCUACAGUGAGCUCUACCUGGUCAUGGAGCUGGUCAAGGGUGGCGACCUCUUUGAUGCGAUCACAUCCACAAAUAAGUACACGGAGCGGGACGCCAGCGGGAUGCUGUACAACCUGGCGAGCGCUAUCAAGUACCUGCACAGCCUGAACGUAGUUCACAGAGACAUCAAACCUGAGAACCUUCUGGUCUAUGAGCACCAGGAUGGCAGUAAGUCUCUGAAGCUGGGUGACUUUGGCUUGGCCACGGUGGUAGAUGGACCUCUGUACACCGUGUGUGGCACCCCGACAUACGUAGCUCCAGAAAUCAUUGCAGAGAGUGGUUACGGCCUGAAGGUGGACAUCUGGGCGGCUGGUGUCAUUACGUACAUCCUUCUCUGUGGCUUUCCUCCUUUCCGUGGGAGCAGUGAAGAUCAGGAGGCUAUGUUUGAUCAGAUUCUCACAGGACAGCUGGAUUUUCCUCUGCCAUACUGGGACAACGUGUCCGAUUCUGCGAAGGAUCUCAUCACGUGUAUGCUGCAGGUGGAUGUCGAGCAGAGAUACACGGCUCUGCAUGUUUUAGAUCAUCCGUGGGUCAACGACGACGGCUUGUCUGAGAACGAACAUCAGCUGUCAGUGGCUGGAAAAAUCAAGAAGCACUUUAUCACAGGCUCCAAGUCCAGCAGCACAAAACCUGGUGUCUCUGUUAUAACACCGGACGACGGGUUUUCCAUCAAGCGCUCAGGGUCUUUGGACUACUCCUCCCACCCGGGGAUGUACUGGAUAAGUCCACCGCUCUUGAUAAGGAGAGGCAGAUUUUCAGACGAAGACGCCACCAGGAUGUGAAGUCCACCACCACUCACCCUUCACACAGCAGCUUCCUGUCGAAGCCUCUAGCCGGCCCCAGCCUCUCCCCUGCAGAGUUCACCUCCGAGUCUGAGGACUUCUCGCCCAGCUCCGCCGAGACCGUGCGCUCCCCAACCUCACCGUUCUAACCCAAAAUCUCUCUCCUACACACACACGCACACACACACACACACACACACACACACACACACACACACACACACACACACA
This is a messenger RNA of Tachysurus fulvidraco (yellow catfish), 2623 nucleotides long. It is a transcript of the gene dclk1b, whose product is annotated as doublecortin-like kinase 1b. The record is from RefSeq and is a predicted model, not a curated record. The coding region runs from base 227 to 2392 and encodes 721 amino acids. The transcript is spliced from 17 exons. NCBI's taxonomy places the organism in Eukaryota, Metazoa, Chordata, Actinopteri, Siluriformes, Bagridae. Gene Ontology annotation, molecular function: ATP binding; protein kinase activity. Gene Ontology annotation, biological process: protein phosphorylation; intracellular signal transduction.